GCCGACCUCCAGCCUUGGAGGAAGUCCAACGGCAGGAUGGGAGGGUCGCGCCUGCGCCAGGGCGCCGCCGAGUAGCCGUUGUUGGCGGGGGCGCCCGCUGGCCUCGGUCGUUCAAGGCUGGUUCUUCACCUAGGUCUGACUGAAGAGCCCCGACUCUCCUCCCACCCUAAGACGAGAAAAGACUGGGAGAAAGAGCCGGCGGAACCAGCGAAACGUCUCCGAGCCGCCCGCCGCGCGCCCGGCCCGGCAGAUUAAGGAAAACCUAUAUCCUGCUUCUUUCUGUAAGCAGCAUCUAGUUGUGCAGGAGAUCAGUCAUGCAGCCGCCGCCGCAGGCAGCCCCAUCAGGCAUGGUUGGGCCACCUCCAGCUGGGACUCCUCAGACCAUGUUCUGGUCCAACAGACCGUACAGGAGACAGGCAAAUAAUAACGCACCCGGAACUCCGAUCACCUGCCCGCUGCAGCCCGUGACGGAUCCGUUUGCUUUUAGUAGACAGGCGCUACAAAGUACAUCGCUGGGCAGUUCGUCCAAAAGCAGCCCACCCCUUCCGCAAGGCCCGGCCCCACCAGCGUUCCUUCAGCACCCUGGUCUGCCUGCGGCUCACACGAAUGCCGGGGAUACCCCCCAAGGACCGAUGUCGCAGCCCAGAGCAGAUGGCAGUCUGUUUCCCAGCGUGCUGACCCCUUUGGCACCAUCGGAUCCCGAGGGGAACAGGAGUGCCGCGGUGGCUCCCAGCUCAGAACCUGAAGCUCAGACUCUGCCACAUCCUCAGUACGUUCCAGGAGUGGGUGCGGACAGUCCUCAUGGGGGCCGUCCACACAUGAACACGCUUGGGCCCGAUAGGCCCUUGAGUAGGCAGAGCCCACACGACAGUGCCACGGCAUCAGCACCAUCCCCGUUCUUCCCUCAGCCUCGUCAGCAAAUGCCAGGGCACUGGGGACCAGGGCAGGGAGGCGCACAACCCUCAGGUCAACAUUAUUGGCCCCGCCCAGAAGGACCUGUACAGAGCGCGCUGCCCCACGCCUCCAGCGUUUCUCACUUCCCUGCUCCGUCUACCCUGCAUCAUGGUCCCAGCCACGAGCAGCUCAACCCGCUGGUGUCUUUGCCAGGACCCUUAGCCAGUGAUGGAAGCAACGAGGCGGCCUGCCUGCAAAGUGGAAACCGUUCAGCAAAUAACUUUGAUCCUGAAAAUGUGUUCAGGCAAAAUUCUAAAGCUGGGAAUACUCGGGCAAGCCAGGAGCUCAGGCCAAAUCCAGGAGUGAACAAAGAGCAGUUGCCGGACCUUGCUCUCAGUAAUCCCCUCACUCAGGGUAAUAGCCCAGAAAGCCAUUUGCACUGCCCCCCAGGGGCCGGGACCAGUCAAGCCUUGUCAGAAGCAGACUCCGGGGCGCUCUCCAUGUUUUUCCAAGGAGGGGAGACAGAAAAUGAGGAGAACCUCUCAUCCGAAAACCCCGGCUCUGCUGGUCGGUCUGACUUCGGUGGCUUCUCCCCCAGCCCCGCACUUGGUCACCCUCCUGCACACGUGGGAGCCGGCGGCAUCUACCAGGCCUUUCCCAGAGGUUCUAACAGCGAGGCCACGCAGCAGGGAGGACACCCGCAACCUUACUUUUAUCAGACCGCAGGCGCCCCGCCUGACCACCCCACCGCGGCAAGUGCUCCCGCGACCACGUGGGGUGGCGCACCCGGCGCAGGGGUGCACGCGGCCAGCAGCUCGCAGUCUGAGAACAUGGAAGACCUUGAAUUCAUUCAGAAUCAGGAAGUUCUGCCAAGUGAGCCUCAGAGUUUGGACCUUUCCUCCCCCAGCGAUCAGGUCAGAUAUGGGCCCCUGCCUGGGCCAGCCGUUCCCAGGCUCGGCGUUGUGGGCCACUCUGGGGGUGGGGGCCCAAAUCUCGAGGCCCCAGAUUCAGCACCGCACCCCGUGCGGUCUGACAGUGUGUCAUCCGGUUACAGCGGCAAGAGCCACAGGAAUCUCCCAAGUGUAGCCAGGCCCCAAGAUGUAGGCACUUUCAUUCAGCAAGAAGUUGGAAAACCUGAAGAUGAGUCUCCAGGGAGUUUUUUUAAGCAAAUUGAUUCUUCUCCUGUGGGAGGAGAGACAGACGAGACCACUGUGAACCAGAGUCCCCAUGGCAGCCUGUCCCAGCCCUCAACCCCAAGCCCGCCAAAACCCACUGGAAUUUUUCAGACAAGUGCAAAUAGUUCUUUUGAACCAGUGAAAUCCCACUUAGUCGGAGUCAAACCCAUCGAGGCCGAUCGCGCCAACAUGGUGGGUGAGGUGAGAGGGGCCAUUGCCCACCAGAAGCAGCGCAGACCCGCUGCUGCCCCGCCUGACGCCUCCCCCGGCAACCUGGAGCAGCCCCCGGACAACAUGGAGACCCUGUUCGCGCUCCAGGCCUGUCCUCCCCCCUUUUCCGUAUCUGCGGAGCCGGGGCACGGGCUUGUGCACACCGGGGGACCACCCCUGGAAAUUCUGCCCCUGGCAGCCGAGAAAAGGCCUUUGGCCAGAGCCCAGGGGGUUGUGAAGUGUGAGAGCCCAGUGACGACGUUGUGGGCGCAGAACGAGUUGCCAGAUUUUGGAGGCAACGUCCUUCUAGCUCCAGCUGCUCCUGCGCUGCACGUGCCUGUGAAACCGCAGCCAUCGGAAGUGAUUCAGCCUCCGGAUGAGGGCGUGUCCGCUCCGCAGUCCCGGCAGCCGGGCUCCAGCCUUCUGCAGAGUGGGGACAGCACUGGUGCUUCUGAGAACCUCGAGAACCCUCCCAAGAUGGGAGAAGAGGAGGCCCUCCCGUCCCAGGCAAGUUCUGGCUAUGCCAGUCUCUUAUCCUCGCCACCCACUGAAUCUUUGCAGAACCCACCAGUCUUGAUUGCCCAGCCCGAUCGAAGCUAUAAUUUGGCUCAGCCCAUUAAUUUUUCUGUGUCCUUACCGAGUCCUAAUGAGAAGAAUCAGCCCCGGAGAGAUGCUUUGGUCGGGGAUAAACCCUCAGCAAGCAGCUGGGCUCUGGGGAGGGACUCUGGAGACAGCGCCCCUGUGUCUGGGAGCACAGCCGGCCCUCUCACCCGCUCGCCUUUGCCCAACAAUUUUGCGCACAGUGGUUUUCCUCAAGUUCCUGGUACUUCAGAAAUAGUUUCUAAUCAACCUGCUGCUUUGCUGGUUCAGCCACCACCUCAUCCAGUUCCAAAGGACCUGGUUUCAGAAAGCCAAAAUACUGACAACGCAGAGAACGGCCUUCCCGAGUUGGUUAGUGGCCCUGCUGGAAGCACAGGCGUGACGUUGGUGCCGCCUGCGAACGCUGCCGCGGCACCCGCUGGUCAUAAGGCAGAUCGCUCCAGUCAUCGGGAAGAAACUUCUGGAGCCCUAGACUUCACACUCAGUAGGACUUUGGAAAGUCCUCUAAGAAUGUAUAGCCCACCCCGUGCUGAUGGCUCCGCGUGUCAGCACGCCGCCAGCAGUCAUCCGAGGCCGCCUGGGCCCGGGCCGCGUAACUCAGACCAUUUCUAUCAACAGGUGAUGAAAGAUACUCAGGACCAGCGUGGCCUCGAGAGAGCCCAGCAGGAGCCAGCACCGCCUCCCCCACGAGGGCCCAAACCGACAUGUUCGGAACCUUCAGACCCGGGAAGUCCACCUGUGCAGGGACAGCCCCCAAACUCGGUCCCACCACCCCCAAGUCCAGCUCCGGCUGACACAGGUCAGCCGCUGCCACCCCGGCCGCCUCGGUCUUCCAGCGCCUCAGUCGCGUCCGCCAGCUCGAGUCAGGCAGCCGUGCGGUCAGACCAGCACUGGCUGCAGCCGCCGCCUCCAGAUUUGGCGUCUUACUACUAUUACAGACCACUGUACGAUGGCUACCAGUCCCAUUACCCCUCACCGUACCCGCUGGAGCCUGGCGCGGCCCCCCUCUAUUACCAGCAGGAUGUCUACGGCCUGUAUGAGCCCAGGUACAGGUCCUACGACAGCACGGCGUCUGCCUAUGCUGAGAACUACCGCUACUCCGAGCCUGAGCGACCCAGCUCCCGAGCAAGUCACUGCUCAGACCGGCCGCCUGCCAGGCAAGGGUACCCCGAAGGUUACUACGACUCCAAAAGCGGAUGGAGCAGCCAGAGUGACCACUAUGCAGACUACUACUCUGGCCAGUACGAGUAUGCAGACCCAGGUCGCUGGGACCGGUACCACUAUGGUUCCAGAUUCAGGGAUCCCCGCACCUGUGACCGGAGGUAUUGGUAUGAUGCUGGAUACGAUGCGUACAGGAAAGAGAACUAUGCUUACGGCGACAGCAGGUCCGAGAGGUACGAUGACCCCUGGAGGUACGACCCUCGCUUCACGGGCAGUUUUGACGACGACCCCGAGCCCCACAGGGAUCCUUACGGGGAAGAGGCGGACAGGCACAGCGUGCACAGCGAGCGCUCAGCCCAGAGUCUGCACAGUAGCUUCAGCUCCCACUCACGUCAGAGUCAGAUUUACAGAAAUCACAGUGUGGCUGCCGCUCCCUAUGAGGCCCUGCCUCCUCCCGGCUCCUUGCCUGGUGGUUAUGCCUACGGCGCCUACGGUAGUAAUUUUGGCAGUGGCCAGGGCUUCCCGGAGUACGGCUUCGCUGCCGAAGUGGGCUGGCCCACCACGGAGCAAGCUCCGUCGAGACCAACUUCUCCGGAGAAGUUCUCAGUGCCUCAUGUCUGUGCCAGGUUUGGGCCUGGGGGUCAGCUCAUCAAAGUGAUCCCAAAUCUGCCCUCGGAAGGACAGCCUGCACUGGUUGAAAUUCACAGCAUGGAGACCUUGCUGCAGCACACGCCGGAGCAGGAGGAGCUGCGCUCGUUCCCGGGCCCGCUCGGCAAGGAUGACACCCAUAAAGCGGAUGUUAUUAAUUUCGCACAGAGCAAAGCUACAAACUGUUUGCAGAACCAGAGUUUAAUUGACAAAGAGUCUGCGAGUCUCCUUUGGAAUUUCAUUGUUCUCUUGUGCAGACAGAACGGGACCGUGGUGGGAACAGACCUCGCCGAGCUUUUGUUACGAGACCACAAAACCGUGUGGCUUCCCGGGAAGUCACCCAACGAGGCCAACCUGAUUGAUUUUACUAAUGAGGCUGUGGAGCAGGUAGAGGAGGAGGAGUCCGGGGAGGCCCAGCUCUCGUUCCUCACCGACAACCAGGCUGCUGGCAGCAAUACCCUCGAGAAGGAGACGGAGAGGUUCCGGGAGCUGUUGCUGUACGGCCGCAAGAAAGACGCUUUAGAGUCUGCGAUGAAAAACGCCUUAUGGGGUCAUGCUCUGCUGCUUGCAAGUAAGAUGGACAGCCGGACACACGCCCGCGUUAUGACCAGGUUCGCCAACAGUCUUCCAAUCAAUGACCCUUUGCAGACAGUGUACCAGCUGAUGUCAGGGCGGAUGCCUGCUGCGUCCACGUGUUGUGGAGACGAGAAGUGGGGUGAUUGGAGGCCGCAUCUUGCUAUGGUUUUGUCCAAUCUGAGCAGCAAUGUGGAUGUGGAGUCCAGGGCGAUGGCCACCAUGGGCGACACUCUGGCUUCCAAAGGUCUCCUAGAUGCUGCGCACUUCUGCUACCUCAUGGCCCAGGUCGAAUUGGGGGUUUACACAAAGAAAACCACAAAACUUGUCUUAAUUGGAGCGAACCACAGUUUGCCGUUUUUAAAGUUUGCAACCAGUGAAGCUAUCCAGAGGACAGAAGCCUAUGAGUACGCGCGGUCUCUCGGGGCGCACCGCUGCUCCUUCCCCAGCUUCCAGGUGUUCAAGUUCAUCUACACCUGCCGCCUGGCUGAAAUGGGGCUGGCCACGCAGGCCUUCCACUACUGCGAGGUGAUCGCCAAGAGCGUCCUGCUGCAGCCGCACAAGCACUCACCCGUGCUCAUCAGCCAGCUGGUUCAGAUCGCGUCCCAGCUGCGGCUCUUCGACCCGCAGCUCCGAGAGCAGCCCGAGCAGGAGGCCUUCGUGGAGCCGGCCUGGUUGGUGCAGCUGCAGCGCGUGGACAGGCAGCUCAAGGAGGGUGCCACGGUGUGGAGUCGGGACAGGACCUUCCCCCAACGCUGUCCGAGCACCCCGAGCUCUGAGGCGGGCCCGUGUGAUGGGCCGGCACUCGGCCCGCCGGGGGGCCCGGGUGCCAGCAAUCCGCUGCUGGCGCCGCCUGUGCCCAGUGCUGAGCACCUCGGCCAGGGGGUGCGGCUGCUGCCUUCAGCUCCGCCGACGCUCCCCGACAGCCAGCCAGCCCUCCCCGCCAGGGUGCCGUUGUUCCCGGUGCCCCCAGCCACGGGCCCCCUUGAGCUGGGGCCCGGCUGUGGACCCCCGGCGGCUGCCUUUGGCUUUCCAGAGCCCUCUGGGCGUGAGCCUGCGGCUCUGUACACGGGGCCUGGCCUGUCCCCUUGCGCACCGUCUCUGCAGGAAAGUGAGCACGCGCCCCAGGAGACCGGGAGCCAGGACCCAGGGGCGAUGCUACCGGAGGCACUGGGUAGGAGCUCACUUCUGGAGCUGAGAGAAGAGGGUUUCGGUGGAAAAUUUACUAACCUGGUACUGGCCUACUUUUUUCCCCCAAGCUCUUUGUUUUACUUAAGUUGCGUUGAUUAGGAGCCCAGCCUUGCUGUUCUCCAGUUGUAACGGGAGAACCAGGAAGAGCGCGCAGCUGUGGCUCGUUGCUCCUCGGCCGGAGAGCCCUUGCUGCUCGCAGGGUCGCCGGGAAGGCCCGACGAGCUCGACCGCUUAGUGGCGCACGGACAGCCCCUCUCUGGAGGCUGCAU
This is a messenger RNA of Lontra canadensis (Northern American river otter), 6721 nucleotides long. It is a transcript of the gene SEC16A, whose product is annotated as SEC16 homolog A, endoplasmic reticulum export factor. Gene Ontology annotation, cellular component: endoplasmic reticulum exit site; ER to Golgi transport vesicle membrane. Lineage: Eukaryota; Metazoa; Chordata; Mammalia; Carnivora; Mustelidae. The record is from RefSeq and is a predicted model, not a curated record. The transcript has 21 exons. Bases 315 to 6551 code for a protein of 2078 amino acids. Gene Ontology annotation, biological process: Golgi organization; autophagy; COPII vesicle coat assembly.